Linum tenue is the source of this 779-nucleotide messenger RNA. The record is from the annotation of a GenBank genome assembly. Lineage: Eukaryota; Viridiplantae; Streptophyta; Magnoliopsida; Malpighiales; Linaceae.
GGCGUGCAAGAUGAACAAGUUAUUAUGAGUACGGAUGAGAGCGGUAGUACUGGUGAUGACGAGGACGCCGACGUCGACGUGGAGGGUGUGGAAGAGGUUGGUGGUGAUGAUGAUGACGCGUCGAGUCCCCAUUCGCCGGAAGAUGAACAGGCUGAUGUUGUUGAUGAGGUGGAACAAGAAGAUCUGCGGCCGAGGAUGAGUUCAGGGGAGGAAUUUGGGCUGCCGGCUGGGUGGCAGGUCGAGGAAAGGCCUAGGCUUAGCGGAAAGCUCAAAGGCAGAUUCGAUAAGUAUUACAUUGAGCCAGAGACAAACAAAAGGUUCCGUUCUAUGGUAGAGGUCAAAGAACACCUCCAAAUAGAUGACCUUCCUACCAGAAAGAUCAAGAGAAGGGCAGGACGAGGUCAAGUCGAUUCUGAGGGAACUUCGAGCUCAACAAGUGAGAGAGGGCGUGGCCGUGGGAGAAGGGGCAGCCGUGGCCGUGGCCGUGGCAGGAACUAUGGACCUCUUUCUCAGCCGGUUCUGAGGCCAUUUGCUAGGGGAACAACACUUCCAACUCCUCCUCCUCCUCACCAUCGAGUUGUUUUCGUUGCAAAACGCAACGACGGCGACGAUGAACCGUCGGAUGAUUGUUAAGCGCAGUCUCUAAGCAUCGUAGCGAUCAGAGGGCAUGAACCGUUAAUGAAAGAGGCUUAUGUUAUCCUCAUACUUUAUAUACAGAAGAGAUUUGGACAUGUUUUUAUCAAGGGAGAUUUGAACUUGGUUUUCUCUGGAUAUGUGUG